Molecule: messenger RNA, 1197 nt
Organism: Eruca vesicaria subsp. sativa (arugula)
Lineage: Eukaryota; Viridiplantae; Streptophyta; Magnoliopsida; Brassicales; Brassicaceae
Source: the annotation of a GenBank genome assembly
CACAAAUUCUCAAAAGACGAUAAAUCCCUAAUUCCCCCAAAUCGAUUCGUACGAGCCGAUCUCUACAUCUUCCUCGAUCCUUCUUUUGAUCUUUCUUCCGAUUUAAUUGAGCUGAGGAUGUCAGACCCUUUGAGUAUGUCUCUUGAUGAUAUGGUUAAGAAGAGCAAGGCCGCUAAAAGGUCUGCUGGUAAAGGAGUUUCCCGCGGUGGUCGUGGAGGAAAAGGUUUAACCGGAGCUGGAAGAGGAGUUGCUGUACCUGUUCGCAGAGGUCCUCUUGCUGUGAAAGCUAGGCCAUCGUCUUUCUCAAACAAGCUUACCCGCAGGAAGAAGAACUUGCCAUGGCAGAAUGGUUUGUUUGAGGAAAGCAUGAGAGCUGUUGGAGGAUCUGGAAUAGAAGUUGGAACUACUGUUUAUGUUACCAACCUUGAUCAGGGAGUCACAAAUGAAGAUGUCAGGGAACUCUUUGGUGAGAUUGGAGAGAUGAAGAGAUAUGCAAUUCACUAUGACCAAAACGGGCGUCCUAAUGGCUCGGCCGAAGUUGUGUACAUGAGAAGAAGUGAUGCAUUUCAAGCGAUGAAGAGAUACAACAAUGUCCUGUUGGAUGGAAGGUCAAUGAAAUUGGAGAUUCUGGGUGGAAACAAUGAGGUUGCUCCUGUUCAAGCUCGUGUUAAUGUAACUGGAUUGAACGGAAGGAUGAAGAGAACUGUUUUCAUUGGACAAGGAAUUAGAGGUGGGAGAGGAAGAAGUGUAGCUCCUUCUAUGAGACGCCUUCCAAUCAGUGGAAACCAACAAGGAGGUGGUGUGAGAGGUGGCCGAGGAGGGUUUCGUGGUAGAGGCCGAGGCCAAGCCGGUGGUGGAAGAGGAAAUAAAGGAGGACGAGGCGGAAAGAAGGUGGAGAAGUCGGCUGAGGAACUAGACAAGGAUCUUGAAAGCUAUCACGCAGAAGCUAUGAACAUCUCUUAAAGCAAAACUCGGAUGGAUGCAUCAUGAUCUGUGUUAUGCCCUUGUCUAAUCUCGUUUUUUCUUUCUCGAAUAUCCUGUUGCUAUACUUUCUUUUAGGAUGCUCUGCUUUGGGUUGUUUUUAUUGUCUUUUUUACAGUCACCUUGAUUGAAGUUUAAAUGAGAUUUAGGUGUAAAUUAAAAGCUCUCUCGCGUAAUAGUGUCAUCUUUUAGUUUCUGAUUGGAUUGUUUAACCAC